CAUUGGACCAGCCCCUGAAUAAACUGGAAAGACGCCUGGUCUGGCUUCAGUUACAAGGAGCACUACCAGGGAACGUGUCUCGGGGAUCCUGGUUGCAAGCAGUGGGGCUUAGAGUCUGCCUGCCAGUCUCUCCGUCGCCCUGUGGGGAGGGCCUUGCCUUGGCGUCCCUUGUGUUUGACUGCAAAGAAAUCCACGUGAAGGAAGGGGUUACACCGUUUGGCCUGGCAGGAACUCCGCUGAACCCAACUUGCCGCCACAAUGCUCCUCCUGUUGCUGGGUAUCAUCGUCCUCCACGUCGCGGUGCUGGUGCUGCUGUUCGUCUCCACGAUUGUCAGCCAAUGGGUCGUGGGCAAUGGACACGCAACCGACCUGUGGCAGAACUGUAGCACCUCAUCCUCGGGCAACGUCCUCCACUGUUACUCGUCAUCCGCGAAUGAAUGGCUGCAGUCUGUCCAGGCCACCAUGAUCCUGUCCAUCAUCUUCAGUGUCCUGUCCCUGUUCCUGUUCUUUUGCCAGCUCUUCACCCUCACCAAAGGGGGCCGGUUUUACAUCACUGGGGUCUUCCAGAUCCUUGCCGGUCUGUGCGUAAUGAGCGCGGCCUCCAUCUACACGGUGAGGCACCCGGAAUGGCAUUUCAACUCGGAGUACUCCUAUGGCUUUGCCUACAUCCUGGCCUGGGUGGCCUUCCCCCUCGCCCUUCUCAGCGGUGUCAUAUACGUGAUCUUGCGGAAACGUGAAUGAGGCGCCCAGACAGCUGGUCUGAGGCACUGAGCAUACCUAGGGGAAGGGAGGAAGGAAACCAGAAACCAGAAAAAAAAAAAAAGA
Molecule: messenger RNA, 825 nt
Organism: Lontra canadensis (Northern American river otter)
Lineage: Eukaryota; Metazoa; Chordata; Mammalia; Carnivora; Mustelidae
Gene: PMP22
Product: peripheral myelin protein 22
Exons: 5
Coding region: 259-741 (160 amino acids)
Cellular component (GO): plasma membrane
Source: RefSeq, a predicted model, not a curated record